This is a messenger RNA of Ananas comosus (pineapple), 4578 nucleotides long. Its product is annotated as indole-3-acetaldehyde oxidase-like. The record is from RefSeq and is a predicted model, not a curated record. Bases 336 to 4436 code for a protein of 1366 amino acids. Gene Ontology annotation, molecular function: iron ion binding; 2 iron, 2 sulfur cluster binding; FAD binding. The transcript has 10 exons. Lineage: Eukaryota; Viridiplantae; Streptophyta; Magnoliopsida; Poales; Bromeliaceae.
ACACAAGUGAGAGGGAGAAGCGCCGAAAUCGCUCUCAUGUCGAUGCCCCUACCCCCUCCGUUGACUCCUCUCUCUCUCUCUCUCUCUCUCUCUCUUCCUUUUCACAUUUCCUUUUCCUUUUUCUUUAUUCUCUUAUUAGGUAAUUUCCUCUCUUUGUGGCGUGCGAGAGAGUGCGCGGGAUCGGGAUAUGCGCAUGCUCCUCCCCUGCUCCUUAUCACCGCUGUUGCUGUGUACGAGGAGGAGUUGUCCGCGUCGCGCUGUUCGGAUUAGGUUACUCGCAUGGGCGAGGAGGAGAAGGGGGGGAGGAGGAGGAGGAGGAGGAGAGGGGGUGGGCGAUGAUGGGGAAAUUGGUGUUCGCGGUGAACGGGGAGAGGCGCGAGGUGUCGGAGGCGGAGGUGCCGGAGCCUUCGAUCACUUUGCUCGAGUUUUUGAGGACGCGGACGCGGUUUAAAGGGGCGAAACUCGGGUGCGGAGAAGGUGGCUGUGGCGCUUGCGCCGUUCUUCUGUCAACAUACGAUCCUGUUACUGACCAAGUGAAUGAUUUUACCGUCAGCUCUUGCCUAACACUUCUUUGCAGUAUAAAUCUCUGCUCAAUCACAACCACAGAGGGGCUCGGAAACAGCAAGGAUGGUUUCCAUUCAAUUCACCGAAGGCUCUCAGGCUUUCAUGCCUCUCAGUGCGGGUUUUGUACUCCCGGCAUGUGCAUGUCUCUUUUAUCCUCCUUAGUUAAUGCGGAUAAAACUAAUCAGCCCGACCCUCCAGAGGGGUUUUCAAAGCUCUUAGUUUCUGAGGCAGAGAAGGCUGUCUUAGGCAAUUUGUGUCGAUGCACUGGGUACCGGCCAAUAUUAGAUACGUGUAAGAGCUUUGCAGCUGAUGUUGACUUGGAAGAUUUGGGCCUUAAUUCAUUUUGGAAGAGAGGGGGUAAAAAUGCGAAUGCUGACAAAUUGCCGUACUAUAAACGUGGUGGGAUCUGUACGUUUCCUGAGUUCUUGAAAUCUGAGGUCAAAUCCUUUUCGGCUUAUUCGAAUGUUGCUGAGAUUAGUUCCUUUGGAGGAGGUUAUUGGUGCCGUCCUAAAAGUAUCAAAGAACUUUAUAAACUGUUAGAUUCGGAAGAAUUUAGUAAAAGCCAUGUUAAAAUGGUUGUUGGCAACACUGCUUCGGGUGUUUACAAAGAAUUGGACCUAUUUGAUAAGUAUAUUGACCUCAGAGAGAUUCCCGAGCUAACAAUGAUAAAAAAUAACCAUGAAGGCCUUGAAAUCGGAGCAGCUGUUUCAAUCUCUAGGACAGUUGAAGCAUUAAGGGAAGAAAAUCAAAGCUUAGUGUUUAGUAAAAUUGCUGAUCACAUGGAAAAAGUGGCUUCACAAUUUGUUCGAAACACAGCUAGCAUGGGAGGAAACUUGGUCAUGGCACAGAGAAAUCAUUUUCCCUCAGACAUCGCUACGAUACUUCUUGCUGCUGAUUCAACUGUUUGUCUUCAGCUCUCCUCAGAAAGAUUAAGUCUCACAUUGGAGGAAUUUCUAGAAAUGCCUCCAUGUGAUCAUAAAACUCUUUUAGUUAGCAUAUAUAUUCCCUCUUGGAUUUCAAGAACUGAUCUUUUGUUUGAAACAUACCGAGCUGCUCCACGCCCUCUUGGGAAUGCUUUAGCUUAUCUUAAUUCUGCCUUUUUGGCUGAGACUUCCUUAGAUAAAGAAUCAGGUGAUGUUGUUAUAGAGAAUUUACGCUUGGCUUUCGGUGCUUAUGGGUGCCCACAUGCCAUUAGAGCUCGAAAGGUUGAGAAAUUUUUACUUGGUAAAGCUAUCAGAUCAUCUGUUCUACUUGAAGGAAUUAGAUUGCUGAGAGAAACAAUUAUACCAGAACAAGGCACGCCGCACGCUGCCUAUAGAAUAAGUUUGGCUGUUGCAUUUCUGUUUAGUUUCCUUCAUCCAGUAACUGCAGGCUUGGAAAAGCCUAUGAAGAACAAUCGUAAUGUAUUAGAAAAUGUAUCUGUUAGUGCUGAAUGUCCAAACGGUAGUCUUAAUGGGCAUGCCAAUAUUACGCUUGAUAGUGCAUCUGAGCAUGGUAACCAUUGUAAUCGCAUGCUUUCUUCCUCAGAGCAGAUUAUGGAACUGAACAAAGAGUAUCAUCCAGUUGGCGAGCCAACUAAGAAAGCUGGAGCUGAAAUCCAAGCUUCGGGUGAAGCUGUAUAUGUGGAUGACAUCCCUUCUCCGAACGACUGUCUUUAUGGAGCAUUUGUAUAUAGCACAAGGCCUUUCGCACAUGUGAAGAGCAUCGAGUUCCAUUCUUCUCUGGCACAGCAGAAAAUCAUUAAAAUUGUUUCCGUUGAUGACAUUCCAAAAGGAGGAAGUAACAUCGGGGCAAGCAGUAUGUUUGGGUCCGAUCCAUUGUUUGCUGAUUCACUUACAGAGUAUGCCGGCCAACCACUUAGCGUUGUGAUUGCAGAAACACAGCGAUUUGCUAACUUGGCAGCGAAGCAUGCUGUGGUUGCCUAUAGCACAGAAAAUCUGGAGCCGCCAAUUUUAUCAGUAGAAGAUGCUGUCAAAAGAAGCAGUUAUUUUGAAGUCCCCUCAUUUGUCUAUCCUAAAGAGGUUGGUGAUUACUCCAAGGGAAUGGCAGAAGCUGAUCACACGAUUCUAUCAGCCAAGGUUACACUUGGUUCACAGUAUUAUUUUUAUAUGGAGACUCAAACAGCACUAGCUAUUCCAGAUGAAGAUAAUUGCAUGGUAGUAUAUAGUUCGAGUCAGUGUCCUGAGACAGCACAGGGUGUCAUUGCAAAAUGCCUCGGUAUCCCUUUCCACAAUGUCCGUGUAAUUACCCGAAGAGUUGGAGGUGGUUUUGGAGGGAAAGCACUUAGAUCAUUACCUGUUGCAACUGCAUGUGCACUAGCUGCAUAUAAGUUGCGGCGCCCGGUUCGUAUGUAUCUCGAUCGCAAAACUGACAUGAUAAUGGUGGGAGGCCGACAUCCAAUGAAAGUAUACUAUUCAGUGGGCUUCAAGUCCGAUGGAAAAAUUACUGCCUUGCAUAUAGAUCUAUUGAUUAAUGCAGGAAGAACAAAAGAUGUGAGCCCCAUAAUGCCACAUAACAUUAUCGAAGCACUCAAGAAAUACAAUUGGGGUUCUCUUUCAUUCGAUGUGAAGGUCUGCAAAACCAAUACUCCAACCAGGUCGGCAAUGCGGGCCCCAGGAGAGGUUCAGGGCUCGUACAUUGCCGAGGCCGUCAUCGAACAUGUCGCAUCAGCCCUCGGUGUUGAACCCAAUUCUAUCAGGCAAAAGAAUCUUCACACUUUUGAGAGCCUUAAAUUGUUUUAUGAAGGUUGCGAGGACGAAGCUCUUGAAUAUACACUCCCCACUAUUUUUGAUAAAUUGGCCUUUUCUUCGAGCUAUCGGCACCGUGUUGAAAUGAUCAAGCGAUUCAAUAGUAGCAACCAGUGGAAGAAAAGGGGAAUUUCCUGCGUACCCAUUGUGCACAAAGUGAUUCUUAGGCCCACUCCGGGCAAAGUAUCGGUUCUUAACGAUGGUUCGAUUGUCGUUGAAGUUGGAGGGAUUGAACUGGGGCAAGGGUUGUGGACAAAAGUGAAGCAGAUGGCGGCUUUUGCUCUUGGGAAGUUGUUGGGUGAGCAAAAUCAAAGCCUUCUGGAGAGGAUAAGGGUUGUUCAGGCUGAUACUUUGAGUUUGAUACAAGGAGGAUGGACGGCUGGGAGUACUACAUCAGAAUCUAGCUGCGAGGCAGUUCGUGUAUCUUGUAAUGUUCUUGUUGAGAGACUAAAAUCUCUUAAGGAGAGGCUGGAAAUACAGCAGGGCACGGUUUCGUGGGAUUCUUUAAUUAUGCAGGCGAAUCUGGAAAGCGUGAAUUUAUCGGCAACUGCUUACUGGGUCCCUGACGGGAGUUCUGCAAGCUAUCUGAAUUUUGGAGCUGCUGUAAGCGAGGUGGAGGUAGAUCUUCUCACAGGAACUACCACGAUUUUGCGGAGUGACCUAACUUACGACUGCGGCCAGAGCUUAAACCCUGCUGUGGAUUUGGGUCAGGUUGAAGGAGCUUUUGUUCAAGGGAUUGGCUUCUUUAUGUAUGAGGAAUAUUUGAGCAAUUCCGAUGGGUUGGUUGUUUCUGAUGGUACUUGGACAUACAAAGUACCGACUGUGGACACCAUUCCGAAACAGUUCAAUGUUGAGUUAAUUAACAGCGGAUAUCAUAAAAGGCGUGUGCUCUCUUCGAAAGCAUCUGGGGAGCCGCCAUUGCUUCUUGCAGCUUCGGUUCAUUGCGCGACAAGAGAAGCCAUUCGAGCCGCUAGGGCACAACUUUUGUCACUCAUCGGAUCUGAAGAAUCUCCUCUCGCGUUCGAUUUGGCGGUCCCGGCUACAAUGCCCGUGGUCAAGGAGCUAUGCGGGCUCAAGAAUGUGGAUAAGUAUUUGGCGUAUGCUUGUAAAUUGGCGAAUACCUAAAAACCAAUUUGGUUCCUUCGCACUGUAAGUUUUGUAUUUUUGAAUCUUAAUUCGUCAAAUAAGAAAAGUUUCCUUUUGGCUGAUUCAUAUUGAAGUAAAUAGCCGAGAUUAUAAUCUUAAUUUGUUCCAUUGCUGAACCUUA